Messenger RNA from Harmonia axyridis, 2163 nucleotides. It is a transcript of the gene PolI, whose product is annotated as DNA polymerase iota. The record is from RefSeq and is a predicted model, not a curated record. The transcript is spliced from 2 exons. Lineage: Eukaryota; Metazoa; Arthropoda; Insecta; Coleoptera; Coccinellidae. Gene Ontology annotation, molecular function: DNA-directed DNA polymerase activity; damaged DNA binding. Gene Ontology annotation, biological process: translesion synthesis. The coding region runs from base 212 to 1873 and encodes 553 amino acids.
UCUGAACCAUCAAAUGUCAAAUACAAUGUGAAAAAAAAAUUACAAAAACUUUCAAUCAUUUUUGAUAAACAAAAAUAUCUUUGAAAUUCAAAGCAAUUUUCAAUUACCCUGGGUUUUCAGGAAAUGCAAAUUCAGAGACUAAUUUCUACAAGAUGAUAAAACUAAAAUGAAUAGAUUAUUAAUGGUUAUUCCGUUAUAUAAUUCAUUUUAGAUGAACGUUGAUGAAUACAAAGAUGAACAUGCAAGAACAAUUAUACAUAUUGAUAUUGACUGUUUCUAUGCGCAAGUGGAAAUCCUCAAAAGGCCUGAGCUAAAAAAUGUUCCACUUGGAAUACAACAAAAGAAUAUUGUAGUAACAAGUAAUUAUAUUGCUAGAGAGUUUGGGAUAAGGAAAUGUAUGUUACUCACAGAAGCAAUGCAAUUAUGUCCAAACUUAGUCUUAGUAAAUGGCGAAGAUUUAAAUGACUAUAGAACUAUGUCUUAUAAAGUGACAACUUUGUUACAAAAGUAUUCAGAGAUUGUUGAACGUUUAGGUCUAGAUGAGAAUUUUGUUGAUGUGACAAAACUAGUAGAACAGAAGCUAAAAAAUACUGAUAGAUCUGCAGGUGAUCCAAAUCAAGAUGUUACAAAUAUUGUUGGUAGCAAUGAUAGUUAUUGUCAGUGUGGUUGUGAAAUACGAUUGAAAAUUGGUAGCCUUAUUGCUGAUGAAAUGAGAAGACUCAUCCACAACCAAUUAGGAUUAACAAGCUGUGCAGGAAUAGCUCAUAAUAAAUUGCUUGCUAAAAUUGUAUGUUCAACACAUAAACCUAACCAGCAGAGUAUGCUUUUCCCAGAUAGUGCUUUAGAGUUGAUGUUAAGUUUGAAUAAUGUAGAAAGUAUACCUGGGAUAGGAAGAGCUACUUCUGAUAUUUUGAAAAGUCUAGGAGUUAGAACCGUUCAAGAUCUUCAGAAUGCUGAACUGUCUGAAUUACAUAGAUUAUUUGAAAUUGACAAAGCAAAGUUUUUACAAAACUUGAGUUUUGGAAUAGACAACAGUCCAGUCAAGAAAAGUGGAAAGCCAUUAAGUCUAGGAUUAGAAGAUAGUUGUAAGUUAAUUUGUGCGGAAAACGAAGUUAAAGAGAAACUUGGUGACUUAUUGAAACGCUUGUUAUUAUUAGUUGAAGCAGAUGGAAGACUCCCAAAAACAAUAAAGCUCACUAUACGUAAAUUUGAUAAAUUAACAAAUACUAGUAGAAGAGAAACUAAACAAACUAAUAUAAAUCCUCAAUUUUUUACUUCUGGAUGUGUAUCACAAAUGAAUCCCAAUAAUAUUCAGAAAAUUCUGAUGAUAUUGAUGAAUAUGUUUAGAAAAUUGGUUCGAGUUCAUAAGCCUUUUCAUAUAACUCUUUUAGGCAUUUCUUUAGUGAAAUUCAAUGAAAGACCAAGUUUUAGAAAUUCCAUUGCACCUUUUUUGAGAAAAGACAUUGAAGUACAAAGUAUUAUAAGUAUUGAGAAUUUAAAUAGUAAUGAAUCCUCUCCUGAAAGUAGGACCCAUUCUCCUUCUAGUUGUAGGGAAUCUAGUGAUCCAGAAUGUGAACCAACUCCAAAAAGAACAAAGUUAAGCAUUUUCAAAAGAAAUUUUUUGGAGUAUGACACAUGUGAAUCUCCAUCAAAAUUAAGGGUGCAAGAUCUCCAGUUGACCUCUGAUAGUGUUCAAAAAGUCAGAUGUCCUUCCAGUAUAGAUGAAUCUGUUUUCCGCGAAUUACCUUUAGAAAUGCAACAAGAGCUUUGGUCAGAAUACAAAAACAGCCAAAUCGAUUAUGCUUCAUGUGAAAAUAAGCCUAAAAAAAUCAAAAGUACCAAUACAAUAUUGAAUUAUUUUGUAAAGCAAUGAAUUUUGUUGAAAAGUUUUAUUUAAUUUUGAGUGAAAUAUUUUCCAAGAUCAAACACAUUCUAAAGUAUUGAUAAGCAAGGUUCUGCCUUUGUUGUCAAUAUUAUAUUUUUAUACUUUUAUAUUUGUUUUAUAUGUUAUAUACAACAUUCUCUUUGAAAUUUGGAGCUUUUAUGAAUUUUUCAAUUGUUCAAAAGUAGAUGACAUAAUUUCCGUUUAUGUUUCAAUAAUUAUGUGCUAUUAUCAUUUAUUCAUUUUUUCAGUAUAAUAUUUAAGAAAAUGAAAAUUUUUUA